Pocillopora meandrina is the source of this 5871-nucleotide messenger RNA. The record is from the annotation of a GenBank genome assembly. Lineage: Eukaryota; Metazoa; Cnidaria; Anthozoa; Scleractinia; Pocilloporidae.
GGAAAACAAGGCAGGUUAGUACGAUUGCUAUGCGAAGCUGUGGGAAUUCUCUCGGCAGCCCGUGGUUGAUCAGAUAAAUGCUCUCCACAUCAAAUAACUGAAUUGAGAGAGCUUCCGCUCUGAUCAUUUCUCAUGUUACAUAGCCAUACCAGACUAAUAAUUAAGUGAACGCCUCUUUGUGAUAAAAGCGAAGUAGCGGAGAUAUUUUCAACGCCCUGGCGUGUUGCGAGAAGAUCAUUUAGCUUGGAACAUCAACAGAACACUAGGUGGCGGCUUGAAUCCGCAACGAUUUGGAAGAAAAUGGAGACCGAGAGGCUUUUUUACAUCUCCGUGCUUCUGUGUUUAUUUUGCAUCUGCCAGGUGAGCACGUUGAAUGCCUGUUUAGAAUGAACUCCUUGCCGUCUUUAUGAUACUAUCGAUUAGGAGGGUUAAGAACGAAUAAGCAUUGAUGACAAAAUCAAAGUUACAAAAAAUGAACUCCCGGUGUUGGAAACCGACUGAGUGAAGCAUUACUGCGCGGUUGUUUAGCAAGAGGCUUACCUCAAAUAGUGCUGGAUAACUGUUUUUCUAGAGUGGAUUAAUCGAUCGGAAAAGCUGCUUUCUUAGAGGGAUGUGAAACAAAAUGCUCAACAAACGAAGACGGGUUUUUUUCGUCCCAAGCCACACUUAUGGCGCCCCAUGUGUACUAAGCAGAAUCAUUGAUAUCUGACCUAUUUAUGGUAAUUCUGACUCACGGACUAAAUCAGAACCUUCCACCUCGAGAGAAGCUGCAUUUUCAAGUGCAUUGAUAUUCCCUGUGUGAGAGUUUGCACGAUCAACAUUUAUUCUUACAGAUAUUUAGAGAUUGAUGUUUAUAACUUUUCUCAAUAAGAGCAGAAACAAUAACGUUCCUUGUUAACAGAUUUCCCUUGUCGAUUGACUAGGACACAUUUUUGUAUUCACCAGUUUCUUAACUCAAAAUGGCCGAGCUUUUGCAAAGAAAACAUACCGAAGAAUUUCCUUUCGCCUAGUGUAAACACCUCUAAGUACCUUGGGGAAUUUUGAAAAAUUAACAAAAAUAUCAGUGAUUGAUGAUUGUUAUGACACUCAAUCAAGACAAAGGAGGUCAGUUCCUAAUUCAUCUGGAACCUAUCUCGCCUACCUCAUUAGUUUCAGAAGUCAAAUUUAGAGGAAAAUUCCACCUCUCGAUACAAACGAAAUUCCCUUUGGUACAGGUUUUCCUGUUGAGAGCGAGUUCGUACUUUUUUUGAUUUAAUAUCGAUUUAUACAGUUAACUGGAACGUACAUUUUUCGUACCGUUUAGGAAAUCAUUAUCCAUAACCUGUUAGCCAGCUGAUUUCUUGUAAAGGAAUCCAUGACAGACUCUGAGCUGGAUUCUGUCUAAAAAGCUCUUGAAAGUUAUUGAAACCUCUUGAGUUUUUAAUGGGCGUAAAAUAGAAUGCUUGAGUAAAUGCCUCAAAUCCUCUUGAUAUUUUGAUACCGAAUACCUUUGAAUCAUCGGAGGUUCUGGUAUUCGAUGAGCUGUUUCUGCUUUGAUUUGCAAAUGUUUUGCAGCGUUUUUUAGAUUUUUUCAUUGAAUUUUUUUUAAAGCAUACUAGCCUACGGAGAUGACUUACUGGCAUGUGAGGGUAUGAAUGAACUCCAGAAACUCUUUUGGGUAGAAAUCUUUCAACACAAAUACCUUUGCCGCUUUCGUCGCUUUCACAGAUCAUAACAUAGCGAUUUAAAUUCAAUGAUUAAAUUUCUCCAAGGGUUCCUUGUUGUGGGCCUGUCUACAAGAUCUUAAAAUUCAGCCAACAUGGAAACCCAAAUGCCCGUAUAGUGAAGAUAAACCUAUAUUUAUCGGAAAUGAGGUAUAGAUUUUUUUAAAAAUUUUUUUUUCUAUAAGGAUUGCAGCAAUGAUAAAAGACCAGCUGUUUCGUUGAUUGCAGUGACCCAGGUCAUAAAUUCGUUAAUUCUGCCUGGUUGUUUUCUAAGAUAUGACAAUAUGAUAAAUAAUAUUUUUAGAAAUUUUAAGGAUGAACCCGGCUGGAUACAUGUUUUUGCCACGAAACUUCUUGAAUGUAAUGCGGUAAAAUUUGAAAGACACCGCCAUCAGCGACCUUAAAGCCGCAAAACUUUUAAGUUUUCGAAGUGAAUUUUCCCUUGACUUUUCAACAACUAAUAAAAAUUACGUAGAUCGAGGUUUUAGGAUCCUCGAAUCUCUGACUUAAGACUUCUGUUUCCCUUCUCUUGUUCUAAAUUUGUUUAGCAUGUUACAAAUCCGCUAAAUAGCUCUCAGUCGUCUCGAAUAUCAAGCUUAAGCGGUCGGCUUUAAGACCUAUCAGGGUGGUCUUUGCACAUGGGCGUGAUACCUGAUCCACUCGAGAAAAACACAUCUCCUCGCAGCUUUCUUCCGGACACUGGACCGAGAAAUGCAAAUGACUCAUGAUAGACUUUGAACAGUCAGUCUAUCUCGGCACAAUAAAUCCGUAGCGCGAGUCUAAAAAGAAUGGCUCAUGAAAGACUUUGAACAGUCAGUCUAUCGCGGCACAAUUAUGACGCAGCGCGAGUCCAAAAGGGAAAUACCUCGCUACCCCGGAACUCGUAAACAUUUUUUUCGUGGCCGUCUGCUACUACUGUCUCUUCGAAUGGAUUAUUCGAUGUUUAGGCUUCUGGAAGAGGGGGGAAGGGAUUUAGGCUGUAGUUGCGCUUGAUUCUUUAAUCGCUUGAGUUUUAGUCGACCUGGAGCUUGGUGGAAAGGACGUGACGGCUAGAACGAGGGGAACACAAGGAAAGGGGCGCAACGAGAACAGAGCGCCUAUUCGUCGUGUGGUCUUCCUUCGUCCUUCGUCCAAAUAAAGGGGAUCGGAAUGAAAGUAUCGCUCGCAUGCAAUUAGCUGAAGGAAACCAUUUGAAAGUGUCAAAAUUUCGUGCUUGUUAUAUUUAAACAGACAAGGUGCUUGUCUCAUAAAACGACAAUCGGAAGUGACUGGUUAUCUCCACGAGAAAAUAACUCCAUUAUUUUCUCAUGCAAUCACAAAACCCAAUUUACCUGAAAGUAUUGUAAGAAAAAAUUCCAAUUCGGGAGAAGAUUCCAGGACUUUUUAUCUCGGCAGGUGGAUAUUUCAUCACCCAUAUCCUGUUUUUCGCCCUUAGAGGGCUGAUUUAGACAGCAAAGUUUGUUUCGCCUAGUUUCUAUGAUCUGCGAGGUCGUUUUGAGAGUUUUUUUUUUAACGGUGGAGCUGUAGGUACCUGGAAAAAGGAGAUGGAGGCUCGAGAAAUUCACAUAAACAAGCUAAGCAGGAUAUAUAUAGUUUAAAACGGAUUAAGAAUGCUGUACCAACACAAUGCGAGCCCAUGUAUUUUACUCUAUCAGGUGCACGGACAGGACGAAGAUCCUUGUAAGGGUGUGGUCUGUCCAAGGGGGCGAAUGUGUGUGUCCUCCACGGACAGCGGUGAAAGCUACACUACUUGCGAGUGUCCAGAAGAAUGUUCAGCAGACUCUGAACCGGUUUGUAGCUUUUAUCAUAGAGAGUUCAACAACCGAUGCGAAAUGCACAGGUACGCAUGCGCACACGACCUGACAAUGAAAGUAAUGAACCGAGGAAAGUGUCCGACAGAGAGUAAGUGAAGCAGAUGUUACUUAAUCUACCAGUUAUCUUGUGAUAAGUCGUUGACGAAGAUAUACGAGUUUAAUUAAUAUAAGAAAGUGAGAAAUCAUGAAAACCGACAAGUCUUUUUAACCCUCUAAUUUUUCUCGAUUCGUAUUUUUCCGUUAGUUUUUUUAAACGUUUACUGUUGAUUGCAUGAGAUUGAUUAGAGCUUAAAGCCAGUGACAUCCUAACCGGUGUAGGGUGAGAAGAAUGGUAGGAAGGGUGGAAGUGUUAUUAUUUUUUCUUACUAUCCUCUCCCCUCCCUCCCCUCCCCCCACCCACGCCCUCUGUACUCGAAACUUCAACAAUUUCAAUUUGUCGUAAGUGAUUAGGCGUUAAUCCUUUAACUCCCAUGAGAAACCAAGACAGAAUUUCUCCUUACAAUACCAAUACAAUAUCAACCAGAUAAAUCGUGAGGAAAGAGAAAAAUAUCAAUUAGGGGAUAAUGAGUUGAUCUAAUACUAAAUUCUCUGAACUAACAUUAGAAGAAUUGUAUGAUUGAAAGUAAGGAGAAUUACAAAUUUGGUCUAGGAGUUAAAAGGUUAAGGAAACACAGACGGUUAACUCUGUACCGACUUAAACUCGCGAUGAGGCCUUAAUUCAGUUUGUAACCUCGCGUAAGAGGAAGAGGGCAGGCGGGAACUAUUGUCGAUCCCUUCUGUUAAGACUUCCCCCAGCAAGCCCACAGGUUCCAAAAGCGCCCUAUUUGUGUUUUCUCAAGAAUUUGUCACGUCAAAAUACGAUGCAGUCAGAAUUAAUGGUUAAAACGCAUAAAUGACAUCUUUUUCAGAUCAGUAUGCCUGUUCAGACCAGUUUCUGCUUCAGUUCCCGACUCGCUACCUAGAAUGGAUCACAAUCGCACGAGAACAUUCUAUAGACCCCACCACCUCGUUGGACUUCAAUGCACGAGCCGACGGGCUCACUGAAGACGAACGUAAAGAAAUUUUGUCGGUGAGUGCGUACUUAGGGGCGAAUCCAGAAAUUUUUGAUGGGGGGGAGGGGAGGGAAGGGGUUGACUUACAAGUUACUCAAGACAAUCCGAAGAGGGCCUCGCAUCAUAUCCUUUAUUGAAAUUUUUUCAUUUCUUCUUUUAUUUCAGUGGGAAUUUGAGUACAUUGACCGGGACAAAAAUAACGUUCUGGAUACAGCGGAAAUUCAAGAUGUAUUUUCUGACGUUCUUGAUUUCGAGCCAUGUCUCUAUGGCUUUCUCAAGUCGUGUGAUCUAAACGAGAAAGAGGGAAUUGAUAAGCGCGAAUGGGAUUUCUGCUUUCCAAAGACAGGUAUUUCUAGAACAAUCAGAAAUAUUCAAACAAUUCAUUCCUAAAGUAAAAAAAAGAUGUUUUCUCGAGCUGUAGAGAAGCUAGUAUAUGGUAUACCACGCCUAAACGUUUUCUGUGGUUUCUUAAUCUUGAAUAAAUAUUGUCGUGCUGUGUUACGUUAUGUAAUGUUACGUUAUCGCGGCUACGUUGUGUAAUGAUAAGUACUCACGUAGUGCGGUUAUUAGAGCAUUACAUUGCGUGCAGGCCCUCAUGAUCAGCGCUUCGGUUCAAAUGUUCCUUCGUCCGCCAGCUGGCGAGACAUCCGCAGUCUGCAAAGGGUCUGUCAUUGAGUAUUAGCCAGAUUCCCGGCAAGCCUCUACCUGACUCGUCGCAUAUUUCUCCAGGGGCAGAGAAAGGCGCGUCUCGCAUGGCUAUUAUUGGCUAUUGUCAGGAGAAUUCUUUUGCUAUUUCAACAUCCGAGCCGGAACGCGUAAUCGUAAGAACUUCAUUUCAAAUCGGCAAGGUUGACGCAGAUGUUUCUUUCUGUCCCUCGCUCGAAACAGAUGUUUGAAGUCUUUCGUGGUACUUUAUCUUAGUGUAUGGAUGACAUAUGGGAAAAUAUUUACAUUUCAGUUUUUGUUUACUUUUCAGGUACUGCUUUCGAGACCAGGAAAUGAAAAGGCUUCAACUCACGAUUUGGAAAAUACAUUAUUGUACAAUUUGUUUGACUGGGAGAUUGCUGAAUUUUCUCAUGUUACGUUAAGGCUGGAAGAGCCAAAUUUGUUGAACGUUUCAGUUUGUGUUUCGUGCUUGUCGCGAACGCUAUUAGAUGUUUAAUUAGUUCAUGUAGGUCACGGAAUAAACACAGGCAGACGGGCACAAAAAGCAGAUUUGUUCACUCCUUCCCGUCCCUACUUUUCUUUGCCUCUGACCAUUACAAAUUACUAAAUAAACGAGAGACUACAAUACGAGCGCCC